Gastrolobium bilobum is the source of this 1076-nucleotide messenger RNA. RefSeq names its product valine--tRNA ligase, mitochondrial 1-like. The annotation marks the transcript as partial. The transcript has 11 exons. Gene Ontology annotation, molecular function: ATP binding; valine-tRNA ligase activity. The record is from RefSeq and is a predicted model, not a curated record. Gene Ontology annotation, cellular component: cytosol. Gene Ontology annotation, biological process: valyl-tRNA aminoacylation. NCBI's taxonomy places the organism in Eukaryota, Viridiplantae, Streptophyta, Magnoliopsida, Fabales, Fabaceae.
GCCGCUGCUAUCUCUUCCUUCGCUGCUCUCUAAGGCUCUAACUCUCUUCUUCGUCGUCUUCUCUGCUGCUCUCUAAGGCUCUAACUCUCUUCUUCGUCGUCUUCUCUGCGUCGGAAGGUCUCUUCCUUCGCCGUCUGCUCAACUGUCCGUCUGCCAUUUCUUCCUCGUCGCUUCAUUGGCUGAGCCGUUAUUGGCUUUCGCUGCGCAGACUCCAUACGCAGCAGAAUCUUCACUGUUCACCAAUGGAGUUGUCUGACAACAACAAGAAAGAGCAAGUGCCACCCACAACCGAAGACCCUGAGAAGAAAAAGAAGAAGGAAGAAAAGGCAAGAGAGAAACAAUUGAAGAAAGAGAAGUUUCUUCAGAAGCAAGCUCAGCAACAAACACAACAAUCAUCCAAUGCUUCUAAAAAGAGUGAAAAGAAAAAUGUGAAGCGUGGUGCAGAGGAUGAGAAUCCUGAAGACUAUAUUGAUCCCGAGACUCCGUUGGGUGAUAAGAAAUGUAUGUCUAGUCAAAUGGCGAAACAGUACAGUCCAACUGCCGUGGAAAAAUCGUGGUAUGAGUGGUGGGAGAAAUCAAGGUUUUUUGUGGCAGAUGCUAGCAGCUCGAAACCAUCUUUUGUUAUUGUUCUGCCUCCACCUAAUGUGACUGGUGCUCUCCAUAUAGGUCAUGCUCUAACAGCUGCAAUAGAGGACACAAUGAUUCGUUGGAGAAGAAUGUCUGGAUACAAUACUUUGUGGGUGCCUGGGAUGGAUCAUGCUGGGAUUGCCACACAGGUAGUUGUGGAGAAAAAGAUAAUGCGUGAAAGACAACUAACCAGGCAUGAUCUGGGCCGUGAGAAAUUUAUCUCCGAGGUAUGGGAGUGGAAAAACAAGUAUGGUGGCACAAUAUUACAACAAUUACGCCGAUUAGGAGCCUCUCUGGAUUGGUCUCGUGAGUGCUUCACUAUGGAUGAUAGAAGAUCUAGGGCUGUGACAGAGGCUUUUGUGAGGCUUUACAAGCAAGGCCUUAUCUAUAGGGACCUUCGUUUAGUAAAUUGGGAUUGUGUGUUACGAACGGCAAUAUCUGAUAUUGAG